AUGGAAUCUGCACCGAGUGACUUUAAGCCGCACAUCAUUGAAUGGGUCCGGGAAGAUGCCAUUCAAGCGACGAGAAACGGAUCAAAGAUGGCUGUGUUGUACAACAGGAUCUUGGGCCAAGUGAAACGCUUUCGCGAGCCAAUCUCUGAUAUGAAAACGUUGAAGCUGAUCCGCUAUAUCGGGGCGAAAACAGCGGUUGCUUUGAGCAACAGGGUGGUACAGUUGUGUAAGGAUAAAGGGUGGGAUCCGCCGCAGGGUUUUCUAGAUGAGGCAGAGGCCCAUCGAGUAGCGUUGCGAAGAGCAGAUCAGCUAGAGGAAUCGGCAGAGGAGCAGCAGCGGCCAGCGAAGCGGCCGAGAAGUGCGGCCAACAAGUACGUGCCCAAGCACAGGUCCGGUGCAUUUGCCAUCUUGAUCACGCUAUAUUUGAGAGAUCGCGAAGGGAAUGGAAUGACACGAGAUCAAAUCACGGCUGUAGCUGCUCGAUAUUGCGAUAAAUCGUUUGCCGCUUCCAGCUCCGCUUUCCAUUCUGCUUGGGAUUCGAUCAAGACCCUCGCAAAGAGGGACUUGGUCUACCUGACUGGAAGAUCCCCCAAGUACUAUUUCCUAACGGAUGCAGGCACAGAACUAGCGAAACAGUUGAAGGACGCUGUCGAGCUCGACUCCUCGCCGGCGCAGCUGCACGCUGCAGCAAACACCUCCUACGAUAACGGCGUCAGAUUCAACUCUUCGUUUGAAAAAUCGUCACCUUUACAGCUCAAAAGCGGUGAUUUGCUAAGUGACAACAACCAGCGACUACCACCAACGCAAGUGUUUAAUCCAGCCCACGUAACUCAUCCGUUGAUCACCGAGACAUUGAAGCGCCGGAAAUUGACGCAUGACGCUUCCAAUAGAAGCUUUGACGGCACCUCCUAUGAAAUCUGGACAAAGGAGGAAUACGAAAUAGUCAUGGUCAUUGACAACAGAGAGGUUCGCUCGAGACAGGAGCGCGACUUUUUCCAGCGGAAGCUUGAAGCUGCCGGCGUCAAGUGCGACGUGAUGGCACUCGCUUGCGGCGAUUGCAUUUGGGCGGCGAGAAACAUCAAGACGGGCAAACAGGCCAUCCUCAAUUACUUGUGCGAGAGAAAGCGGACAGAUGACUUGUGCGACUCCAUCAAAGAUGGCAGGUUUCAAGAGCAAAAGAAUAGAAUGAAGAAAUCGGGAAUGAGCCAUUGCUUUUACCUCGUGGAAGAAGUAUCGGCCCUAAGGGAAAGGGCCUUCUCGAGUCUCGACUCCAUGCAGACGGGGAUGGCACAAACAAUGACCAACGCCAACAUCUUUUUGCGGCGAUUCAAGGAUAUCGACGAGACGACGAAUUUUCUUGCAUCUCUCACCGAAGUCAUCAAGGACCGAAUGGCGGAAACAAACUUGGUGGUGUUGAAACCGCGCGAUAUCCAAAAUCAAGAACACUACCACCAGUUGUUGACGUCGUUUAGGGGAAAAUUCGAAACCAGAUCCAACUACGAGUGCAGCCAUCUUUUGUCCAGCUUCCAAGAUAUGAUGGGAAAAACGACCCAGAUGACUGCUAAAGAGUUAUUUGUGUUGAUGUUGAUGACCAUCAAAGGAUGUUCGCUAGAAAAAGCUAUUGUUAUUCAGAACCGGUUUCCUACACCAAAAAAAUUGAUUGACUACUUCCAAGUCCAGCAUGGCCAUGCAUCGGUUGAGUUGAAGAAAAACUUACUAGCUGAUGAGUUCAAGACCCAAGUUGGUAAUAAAAAGAUUGGUAAAGUGUUGCUGGAAAAAGUCUAUGAUGUCUGGGGAUCCACAAGUUAG
Molecule: messenger RNA, 1809 nt
Organism: Lodderomyces beijingensis
Lineage: Eukaryota; Fungi; Ascomycota; Pichiomycetes; Serinales; Debaryomycetaceae
Source: the annotation of a GenBank genome assembly